Molecule: messenger RNA, 3683 nt
Organism: Exophiala oligosperma
Lineage: Eukaryota; Fungi; Ascomycota; Eurotiomycetes; Chaetothyriales; Herpotrichiellaceae
Exons: 2
Coding region: 429-3683 (1084 amino acids)
Biological process (GO): trehalose catabolic process
Cellular component (GO): fungal-type cell wall
Molecular function (GO): alpha,alpha-trehalase activity; carbohydrate binding
Source: RefSeq, a predicted model, not a curated record
GGCACCCAAUGACGUCGACUUCAAACUGCGCCAGAUUCAUGCGAACCACCAGGUUCAGGCAUGAAGGAUGCAUGCCGUCCAUGAUGCUGGAUCCCUUCCCAGGUUGGGAAAGGUAAUGGCAAGCUUCUCAAUGUAACUCACCACUUUUCCAUCGAAUCUCUAGCGGCUCUGCCGUACCUUUCAUCAUCCUCUCAUCGGUGUGUACAUAGUCUCGCAGCAGUAGCCUCAUUUGAUUCGCAUCUUCUUUUUCUCUCUUGGUUGCUAUACAUGAUCUUAGUAGAAGAGCUUCACUGAUUACCUGGCUCACACACGCUUAAACUCCUGACCAUUUGCUCGGGCAAAAGCUUUGGUUAGCUGGCCCAUACCAGAACUGUUCUUCCUCCAUGACAGAAGUGGUUGGCUCAAGAGGAGUAUAAUUCAAGAUAAACAUGAUGCUUGAAGGGUUGUCAAAAGUUCUCCUGGUCGUGGGAUUGUUGUGUUCGAUCGCCUCAGCUCAAUCGGGCAACGCAUCAACAACCUACAAGACUCGUUUCGACGGAGUCACUUGGGACGCAGCGAACUGGAUACUCACCACUACCGAGCUCGAUCAAGGUCACUACCAGUCUCGAGCAACAGUCGCAAACGGCUAUCAUGGCAUCAAUGUAGCUGCGUUGGGCCCCUUCUUCGAAGUCGAUACACCAGUCGCUGGUGACGAUAUCAAUGGCUGGCCACUUUUCGGUCGAAGACAGACGUUCGCUACCGUUGGUGGUUUUUGGGACUCUGAGCCAAAGCUCAAUGGCACCAACUUCCCUUGGCUGGAUCAGUAUGGCUGGGACACUGCAAUCAGUGGCAUUCCACACUGGGGUGGCCUUGUAGUCGACCUUGGUGGGAGCAAUUUCCUCGCCGCCUCGACGAACAAAUCCACCAUUAGCGAUUUCAAGUCAAGUUUGGACAUGAAGAAUGGAUUGAUGAACUGGGCGUUUACCUGGACCCCUGGUGGUGGUCAUGGCUCUUUCAACGUCUCGUAUCAGAUGUUCGCACACAGACUGUAUGUCAAUCAGGGCUUUGUCACACUCAACAUUACAGCCUCCAAGGCCACCAACGUGAGCGUUGCCAACGUCCUCAAUGGUGAUUGUGCAGUACGAACCACCCCGGGCCAAAACGGCGUCGAUGCAUCAAACCCGGACCUCAUAUUUUCAUCAGUCUCUCCGAACGGCAUCAGCAAUGUGACGGCCUGGGUGUAUGCUGCGGUGUCUCACAGCGGAGCCAACGUCAAAUCCAACCAGUCGAGCACUGUAGGCAGGCCAUACGUCGGAAACAAUGAAUCGUCUGUUGCUCGUUCCUACCAGGCCGGUCUGGAGGCUGGAAAGGUGGCAACAUUUACAAAGUUUGUCGGUCUCGCGUCGUCUGACGGCUAUCUCCAACCUCGAGCUGUUGCCAGAGACGCCGCACUGAAGGCGGCGAGUGCUGGCUACAGCGAGUCAUUGCAGAGUCACACCCAAGAGUGGAACACCAAUUUCCCUACCACUUCGGUCGACGACUUCUCCUACCCCGAGAACGGAACGCUGCCGGACGACCCGUACAUCAUUGAAGCUGCCAUCGCAGCGGUGGCCAAUCCAUAUCAUCUCCUCCAAAACACAAUAUCCGAGAAUGCACUCACUGCGUCCGACAAUUCCUCGAUCAACAGCCACAGCAUCGCCGUGGGCGGACUCGGAUCGGACUCGUACGCCGGGCAGAUCUUCUGGGAUGCCGAAAUCUGGAUGCAACCUGGUCUGGUGGCAGCGUUCCCGGCAUCCGGACAAGGUAUAGCCAACUACCGUGUCGAACGGUACCAACAAGCCCUCGCAAACACGAAGACGGCGUACCAGUCGUCACAAAACAACACCAACUUUUCUAGUAAUGCAGCCAUCUUCCCGUGGACGAGCGGCCGUUUCGGCAACUGCACCGCGACAGGCCCCUGCUUCGACUACGAGUACCACAUCAACGGGGACAUCGGUCUGGAGUUCACAAACUACUGGGUUUCGUCCGGAGACACCUCCUUCUUCCGCGAGUCUCUCUACCCAAUCUUUGACUCGGUCGCCACCCUCUACUCGGAGUUGCUCGUCAAGAACGGCACGCGCUGGGCGCUCAAGAACAUGACCGACCCGGACGAAUACGCCAACCACGUCGACAACGGUGCCUUCACCAACGCCCUGAUAAGCCAGCAUCUCAGCUACGCCAACGACUUCCGCGGCAUGUUCAACGGAACACCCAACUCGACGUGGGACUCGCAGGCCGACAACGUGAUUAUCGCACGCGACGCCGAAGCCGACAUCACGCUCGAGUACGUCGGCAUGAACGGCAGCAUCGAGGUGAAGCAGGCCGACGUGAUCCUCAACACCUUCCCCUUGGGAUUCACGGGCCAGAACUACACGGCACAGGACAGCCUGAGCGACCUGGACUACUACGCCGCGAAAACGUCCAUCAGCAGUCCGGCCAUGACGUACGCCAUCUUCAGCAUCAUCGCGAACUCGGUGUCGCCGUCGGGCUGCUCGUCGUACACCUACCAACACGCCUCGACAUCUCCGUACCUUCGUGGACCUUGGUUCCAGUUCUCCGAACAGCUCGUCGAUAGCUUCCAGGACAACGGCGGUACGCACCCGGCGUACCCUUUCCUGACGGGCCACGGUGGGAGCAACCAGGUCGUGCUGUUCGGGUACCUUGGCCUCCGUCUCGUGCCCGACUUUUCUCUCCACGUCGACCCGAGCCUGCCCCCGCAGAUCCCCCAGAUCAAGUACCGCACGUUCCACUGGCACGGGUGGCCCGUCGGCGCCUUUUCCAACCAAACGCACACCGUGCUUUCUCGAGGGGGCGGCCUCGAGCCCGCCGAGGGCGCGGUCCCGAACGCCACGUACGCGGACUCGCCCAUCCCCGUGCUCGUGGGCACCGUCGGCUCGGAACCCCGGGCCCGACUCAGCCUCGCGCCCAACGGCAGCGUGACGAUCGAGAACCGACAGAUCGGCCUCGUCAAGACGACGCAGGACAACGUCGCGCAGUGCCUCCCCGCCACCUCCCCCGACGAGUACCUGCCGGGCCAGUUCCCCAUCGCGGCCGUGGACGGCGCGGCGAGCACCAAGUGGCAGCCCGCCGUGGCGAACAAGACGGCGAGCGUCACCGUUUCGUUGCCGGUCGGCUACCGAGUGCGAGCCGUUCAGUUCGACUGGGCCCAGGCUCCUCCCUGGAACUACACCGUCCUCUUCCACAACGAGACCCUGAAGAGCCCGAGCGCGGUCGGCGCGAGUUCCGCGAACGGCGUGCUAAAGGUCGCCUCCGACGAACGUGUCAGGAUCAACAACACCUACAACGCCACGGAGAUUUUGGACAUUGGUCCACUCGAGAGUAACAUCACCACGUUCAACGUGCCGGCCGAUCAAACAGUGUACACCAGCAAAUACGCCACUUUGCAGAUAUGGGGAAGUCUGGCCAACGGCACGGCCAACGCCAAGAACAUGGGAGGUGAAGGCGCCACGGUCGCCGAGUGGAGUAUCAUCGUUGACGGUUUGAGCCAAAACCAAAGCGAGUCACACCUGAAGAAGCGGGAUCUGGGUGGUAAUUUGAAGACGAGAGAAGCAAUGAAUGCCGACGUGUUGUUGAAGCUGGGUAGGGUGGCUAGGUACAUGGAAGGGAGGAAGAGGAUGGAGAGGGCAAACGAGAUUUGGAUUUGA